This is a messenger RNA of Coregonus sp. 'balchen', 8848 nucleotides long. The record is from the annotation of a GenBank genome assembly. Lineage: Eukaryota; Metazoa; Chordata; Actinopteri; Salmoniformes; Salmonidae.
AUGGGGGACAUGAAAACCCCAGAUUUCGAUGACUUGUUGGCAGCCUUCGACAUUCCAGACAUCGAUGCCAAAGAGGCCAUCCAGUCUGCGCCAGAAGAGGGUGGGGAGGGGUCAGGGAAGGCUGGGGGCAGCGUGUCUGUGGCCGGGGGUCCCUCGCCAAGACCUUCCAGCCCCACUGAUUCCCCUCCCAACCCCCAGAGUGAGCCUCCAGUGGUCAGUGUGAUUGUUAAGAACAGGGUGAGGCCUGACUCCUAUGAGGAUACUGAGGGGUCAGAUGAAGAGGAUGGAGACAGCCCUGGGGGCAGUGGGACAGACCCAGACCCUGAGGUGGAGACUGGGAUGGGAGUCAAGGGGAGCCUGCUGAAUUCACGACUGGCUCCUAGGAUGCCUAGUCUGGUCUCCUCAGAACCUCUCCUCCAGAAUGGGUUUGAGGGGUCCACAGCCACGCUGGAGCCCAGUGUGAGAGGCCAGGGGAUGGGCCAGGCCAACAGGGAGCUCUGGUCAACCUGCUCCCCUUCCACUGCGAGUGAAGGAAGGGGCAGCAGUGGGGGUGCGGGGGGGUCGGCCAGCACAACCAAACAUACAGUUAAUAUUCUCAACAGACUGAAACCUCUCCCCUCCCCUCACACCUCUGCUGGUCCUAUAACCUCCACAUCCUCCUCCUCAUCGUCAUCUUCACUCUCCGUCAACCCACACCUCUCUCCUCCCUCCAUCCUGAGUGAGGACACUCCGCGCCCUCCCAGGCAUCUCUCCUCCCCCCCUCCCUCCAAUGGAAGGAUGAGGCGCAUCAUGGACUCGGAUGAGGACGACUCUGAACCGGAUUUAGGAAGCCCGCUAGUGAUCCAAGAGAGCCCAGAUUCUCCCAUGUGCUCUCCUCCCAAAUUUCCACGUAGACACCGCCAAGUGUCCACUUCAGAGCUGUUCAGCUCCCCAACUCCCUCCUCCCCUCCUCUCCUCUCGUGCCCCCCUCCUCUCUCCUCCAAACCCCCUCCCUCCAUCACUCUGACAUCCUCCAACUCUAAACCCCCCCCUCCAGAUGAAGUACCCUCCACCCCCAGGUCUCCCUCCCCUCCUCCUGCCCAGCCCCGGGCCAGUCAGUCCUGGCUGGCUGCCGCCCUCAGUAACCCCAGACCCAUCUCUAGCCCUGUGAUGGAGGAAAGAAACCCGGAACAUGUGAUCGAGGAGAGGGACUCACCAGAGAGUCCCCCGCCUGACCAGACAGGUUCUGCUAUGUCCACUGUGCCCAAGAGGAGCUCCAGCCCUGCACCAGCCUCAGCUUCAACUCCACAGGGGGCUAGAGAGGGAGAGGAGCCCAUGGAGAGUGAGCCUACCCUGGCGAGCAGGUCAGAGGACAGUGAGAAGAUGGAGGUUGUGGAUGGAAGACAAACAGGAGAUACGGAGACGGCUCCGGCCAACGCUAUGACGACACCAACAGCCCCUGUUCGCCCGCUCAAAGUCCGAAUCAAAACGGUCAAGACCCCUACAGGCAGCAUCACCAGGACAGUGACGCGAGUAGCAUCUAAAGGGGCAGGGGGGACCCCCUCAAAGGGCACAGACAGCUCCAAACCCUCCCCAGGUGGUCGUAAGGUCCUCAGCCGGCCCAAGAGGGUGGCAUCUCAGCAGCCUCCGCAGCAGAAGUCAAAUGGUGGCAGCCUCCUGCCUGUGUCUACACUCCAGGACGCAAGUACCGCCAUGUUGAUGGCCGCCAGCAAGGCCCAAAACAAGAUGGCCGCCGACAGCAACAAGCCCAAAGUGUCGGCUACGGCUGUCAGCAUCACCAAGUCAGCAGCCCUCCCCUCUGUCUCUUCUGCCUCUUCCUCCUCCCCCAGAUUCAGCCCAGGGGGGGCCAGCGUGCGCAGCCUGGGCCAGAAGACCUUGAAUGGGGGUGUGUCUGUGUCCCCCUCCCCCCUCCUCCCCCCUCAGGGGGGCAGUAGACCGGCCUCCAUAGUGAACAGUACAGGAGCCAUCAUCUCCAGGAGCCAGUCCAGUUUGGUGGAGGCCUUCAACAAGAUCCUCAACAGCAAGAACCUGCUGCCCAGCUACAGACCAGACCUCUCUACACCACUACCACCGGAGUGGGACCUGCCUCUGCCUGCACAGGUAACAGACAUAGGUCUAUAUCAGGGGUAUUCAACUCUUACCCAACGAGGUCUGGAGCCGGCUGGUUUUCUGUUCUACCUGAUAAUGAAUUGCACCCACCUGAUGUCCCAGGUCUAAAUCAGUCCCUCAUUAGAGGCGAACAAUGAAAAAACGCAGUGGAACCGGCUUUCAAGGUCCAGAGAUGACUUUGAGGGGUCUAUAUCAGCAUGGAUCCAGUAUUGCACUAGUAGCACUUAAAAGCGGAAGUCAAAUUUCAGUUAGACCUUGUGUUCAGUAGACCAAUAAAUCGCUCUUGUUUAUGUAGUUUUUUUAUGGUCAUACACCGGAUAGGUGCAGUGAAAUGUGUUGUUUUACAGGGUCAGCCAUAGUAGUGCGGCGCACCUGGAGCAAAUUAGGGUUAAGUGCCUCGCUCAAGGGCGCUUAUUAAUCCCCAAAGGGGAAAUUUGAUUGCACCAGCCAAUACAUACAACACCAAUGAAUACGCAUUGUAUCGAGAGACAUGUCAUCAACAUAGGUAUUGUAUUCAUGUUGUUCUUCCUUCUUUGCGUCGCAGGGCUACCGCUGUCUGGAGUGUGGCGAUGCGUUUGCCCUGGAGCGCAGCCUGGCUCGCCACUACGACCGGCGGUCCCUGAGGAUCGAGGUGACCUGUAACCACUGUGCCAAGCGGCUGGCCUUCUUCAACAAGUGCAGCCUGCUGCUCCACGCCAGGGAACACAAGGAGAGGGGACUGGUCAUGCAGUGUUCCCACUUGGUCAUGAGACCUGUCACUGUGGAGCAGAUGAUAGGACAACAGGACACCACUCCCAUCGGUGAGAGAGAGACUGUGUGCUAUUACCUUCAUAUCUGACCUAGGACUCUAUACAUAAAGCAUCUCAGAGUAGGAGUGCUGAUCUAGCAUCAGAUUUGACUUUGAGAUCAUAAUGAAUCAUAUUAUAUGAACGGGGGGUGACCUGAUCCUAGAUCAGAUCUCCUACUCUGAGACGCUUUAUGACUACGGGUGCAUCGCUGUUUAACAGUGCCUGUCUAACCCACCUCUCUUUAACUUUCACUCCCCUUCCCCUAUCUAUCUCCCCGUCUCUCUCUCUCUCUAUGCCUCCUUUAGGCAUGCUCUCUCCCUCCCUCUCCACCUCCUCUGUCCUAGCGUCGUCUUCUCCGGCUGUGACUUCAGCAGUGACCCCUGCGACCCUGAGCCCCGCCCCCCAGCUGCAGCAGCCAGUCCCCAAUAAGAAGGCGGCAGAGCCGGUGCUGUACACCAAUAACAAGUGUCCUGAGUGUAAGGUGCAGUUCUGCAGCAAGGCCGAGGUGGCUGCCCACUUUCAGGAGGUCAAACCAGCCCUUAACACUGUGAGUAGAGCAGUGUGUGUGUUUCCACAUCUUUUACAUUCUAGACACUAUAUGAAUAGCUUGUCAUGGCUUUAGGAGUACCUGCCUUACUGACCUGUGGUCCCUCCUUUCCCCGUCUCCCUCUCUCCCUCCAGUCCUGUACGGAGUGUUCUCCCCCCAUGCUCCUUCCUAACGGCUGCAGUGCCUCUGCUCACGCUCGCAUCCACAACCCCCGCCCCCCCUACGUCUGCCCAGAGUGUGGGGGUGUGGCCAAGCAGCCAGCCUUCCAAUCCCAUCUGGAGGAGGCCUGUCUCCACUUCACACGACGCAUCGGAUACAGGUGACCUUUCACCCCUCACUCCCUCUGUAAUUGAAACAAACCUAGUUACUCCCCUAGACACUGAUCUAGGAUCAGAUUACCUUACCACCAACUAGGGCUGUGGCGGUCAUGACAUUUUGUCAGCUGGUUAUUGUCAUGCAAAAGUCUGCUGGGCUCACGGUAAUUGACCGUUAAUUAACAUAAACAUGUUUAGCAUCUCCAGGCCUCCACGCAUACAAGCCGCCUAUGAGCGUUUUUGGAACAUCUACAUUUAAAAAAAGUACCAUCACAAUAAGUCCAUAAUUUAUUUGAGUCAGGUCUAAAGAAACAUGAUAUGAAGAACAAAAUAACAUAGGCCUACAGUAGGCCAACUCAUAUCUGGCUGUCCUCCAUGCCACAGGCUGUAGGCUUGUUCAUUUAGCAUUUAGCUGACAAGCUAUGUCAUCACUUUAUUUUAUAUGAUUAUAUAGUAAGAAUAAUAUAAUUGAACUUAGGAUAUUUUUCCCAUAACGGAGUGUUUGCGUAUAUGAAGUGGCUAUGUUGAGCAUAAAAGUGAACAUUUGAAACAGGUCCUAUAUGCUAGAUUUGGAGUUAUUUGACAACUUUAGUUGUGAAUGAUACAAAAAUGUCUUAGAAAUCAAAGCAUAAAUGGGCUGCAUGGUGCGACUAUAGGCUAUUGAUGAUUUGAGAAAGUAGCAAAACAAGUUUGCGCUCUGUUUCUUGCCUCAGGCUGCACAGAUGUUCUCUCAUCAAGUGAUCAUAUUUUCACCCUUCAGACGAUUCUCAGUUUAAUCUUGUCUAAUAUGUAAAAUUAGUUUUGAUUUAGAAUGUCCCAUUAUCAAUGGGCAGGAACAGGGGCAGGGGAAAAUACAUGUCAUCUGUAUGCACUGGAAUAGCGAAUGGAUGCCACGCACUUACCCUCAGGUCCGUUUUGUUGGCUACUUCUGUUUUAUAGCGGAGCAUGUGCUUAAUAUGAGCAGCUGAGAAAUAAAUAUAAGAACACUCAUUUCACUCCACGCAUCAACCACUGUUUGAGGAGCAUGCUCUCGCUGCCCUGCAGGUGAUAUUCCGCCCAAACUCUGUAUGCCAUGGGCUCUCCAACCCCUGUUCCUGCAGCUACCCAGUGCUUCAUUUGGGAAAACAAGUGAAAUCUGUUUGGAAACAUUGAUAGUGACAUGUUUUCGCAACGAAACAUAUUUCACAAAACUGUUGACAGCCCGUCUGCGCGCUCGAGAAAGGAAUAAAGGAGAGAGAGGAGGAGAUGGACACGCAUGGUGGUGAGAUAUUCUGUAUAGCUAAAGGUAAUGUCACCCAAUUAAUAAAAAAUGCCCUAUUACUAGGCUAUUCAAAAUCAAAUACAAAUUCACUAAUUGUAGGCUAACUGUAAGCUGCCCUGCACAAUCAAUGAACCAACAGCAUCGCCUAGGGCUAUACGUUCUCUCCCAGACUCAUGGAUAGACAUGUUGGAGCGUAGCAUAAGGUAACCAGUCCAGUAUGCAUAAUAAUACAGCUCACACGUAAAGGCGAUUUACUCAAAUUUGUUUAAUUUUGGAGAAUAGGCUAGAUCAAUUAUGUACCAAAGACAUCUUAAAUCAGUUUUGUUAUUCUGCCGUGCGUAGUAUUAUGCUGUAGGCUAUGAAUUGUAUAACGGUACAAUCAUCAUUUUAAUUCUGUUUUUUUGGGGGAGGGGGGUUCAUAAGCCUACGUACAUGCAUAAGCUGUAAUAUGCUUAUGUUUUGAAUGAAUCAUCACCUUAGAAAGCGCUGUCCAUUUCGUUGUGUUAGGCUUUGAAACAACAUCCACAACAACCAUGUUUUACACUGUUUCAACCUGCUGUUGAACUUCUUUCUUCAAAUUGAUCAUCACAGUGAGGUGAGUUUUAAAAGUCUGAUAGGCCAACUGUUUUGAUGAUAAGUGUUUGAUGUGAUUUUCGAUUGCAUUUGCAUUGAUGUCAGAGUGGUUAGAGGGACAGUAGAGCCCUGAGUACCAGGCCAUUGGCGACCUGAUGUUCAUUAGCGAGUUGGGUACUACUAACACAUGUCCAGAGUUCAUAAGAGGAGAUUACCGUGACUCAACGGUUACAUGGAAUUUCACUGUGGUCAUGACUCAUGACUGCUGGUGUGUCGGUAAUACGGUCACCGCAACAGCCCUACCACCAACCCAUGCUUUAACCAUUAGGAGGAUGAAGAAAUAUCUGACCCUGAAUCAGUGUUUAGGGACAACAUUUACAAUUAUAAUUCUCUCUCUCUCUGUGUCUGUCUUUCUGCAGGUGUUCUAGUUGUCAGGUGGUGUUUGGAGGGUUAAACUCGGUCAAGUCCCACAUCCAGACGGCUCACUGUGAGGUGUUCCAUAAGUGUCCCAGCUGCCCCAUGGCCUUCAAGUCCUCCCCCAGCGCCCAGAGCCACAUCAACACCCAGCACCCCACACUCACUGGAGGACAGGCCAAGUACGCGCACACACACACCACACACACACGCACACUGAUUGUGUUCUCUGAUUUUAUACCCUUCUUUUCUUCCUUACAGGAUGAUCUACAAGUGUGUGAUGUGUGACACAGUAUUUACCCAGAAGCCACUGCUGUACGUCCACUUUGACACCCACCUAGUCAAGCAGAAGGUGCACGUGUUCAAGUGUCCUGAGUGCACCAAGCUCUACGCUCAGAGAAGUUCCAUGCUGGAGCACAUCAAGGUACAUCUAUGGGUUCACCUCUCACACAGUCCUUCUCAAGACUGGGUUUGGGUCAGUCAGUUUUUUUACAUUCAUAAAAUAUUCUGUUGAUGUGUAGCUUAACUCUCUUCCAUCUCUCUAUCUGCUCUGUUCCUUUCUCCUUUUCUCUUCUCUCCUCUCCUCCCCCUUCCCUCGCUCAGACUACUCACAGAUGCCCCGCAGUCAAACAGGAAGUUCCCGUUGCCAUGGCGCCCUCCCCUGCCCCUCUCCCUCGGGUGCGGAGCUCGGCGAAGACGGAGAGCUCUGACGGGGAGGAGUGGGGAAGGGAGGAGGAGGAGGAGGAAGAGAAGGAUGGAGAGAGCAGUAAGACGAGUCCAGGGUGGAGCUGUGCUCCCUGCCACGCCCGCUACGCUGACAGAGAGGACUACAUUACCCAUAUGGCAGAGCAGCAUGGCAAGGUCAGGAACACAGACUGCACAUAAAGACUGUUUGAUGUGCAGUACAGUAGAUUGAUUCUGAAUCGGUUCUAACUGAUCAGUGAUCCAUUGUAUCUUCUGACCCUCUAGGUCAGGCCUACUCUACUGCCUGCCCACGGGCCCAGUCCUGCCCAAAAUUAACCCCUAACUGGCCCUUAAACUAAUCACCUAAUCGCCACGGGCCCAGUCCUCACUUGAGAAAAGUUAUGCUUAAUACUUCACUUACGUUCUUCCAAAUAAGAUCAGAGUUUAUUUAGACUCAACUUUGAGCUCCCCAGGUGUUUGUCAAGUUAGGAUUGGACCCGAUCAUAUAGGUUCUGAAGCCGUAUAUCAUAUCUAUCUCUAAAGUUGUGGAGCACAGUCACCUCUCACAUGAAGUGGAGGGAUCCAGGAAAGUUUCCCCUCUUUUUUUUUUCUUUGAAGAACAGAUUUUCAGCAGUUUUUCUCAGUAAGCAUCAUUGUCUUUAGUAGCCUUUCUGUUUUUAAACUAGGGGAGCUGAGGGGACUGUUCAUUGUAAGGUGCCUGUGUUUUGUGUAGAUCCUGAAGAAGUUCCCGUGUAGUCUGUGUGAGAGCUCCUUCUCCUCCACGUCCAGCCUCAGACGCCACAUCAGAGUCAAACACAAGGGCAUCAAACGAGCCUUCCACUGCCGGUGAGUAUGCACACUACACCCUAACCCCUACAUACUAUACCCUACCCCCCACAUCAGAGUCAAACACAAGGGCAUCAAACGAGCCUUCCACUGCCGGUGAGUAUGCACACUACACCCUAACCCCUACAUACUAUACCCUACCCCCCACAUCAGAGUCAAACACAAGGGCAUCAAACGAGCCUUCCACUGCCAGUGAGUAUGCACACUGCACCCUAACCCCUACAUACUAUACCCUACCCCCCACAUCAGAGUCAAACACAAGGGCAUCAAACGAGCCUUCCACUGCCAUUGAGUAUGCACACUGCACCCUAACCCCUAUAUACUAUACCCAACCCUCACAUGAACCCCUAUACUACCCUAUUACAUCUUUAUCUCACCCUACCCCCUACACUAAACCCUAACCUGCUUGUGUGUGUAGGUUGUGUACUGAGGGGAAGAGGACGUUCAGCAGUAGGCUGGUGUUGGAGAGACAUGUCCAGCUGAGACACAGCAUGUCAGCUCUAGACACAAAGGUAUAGUUCCACUUUCUCUCACAACUACCGAUUGCAGCCUUUAUAUAGGAAGACAGGUUAUUAAUGCUAAAUGUCAUUAACUCUAAUUCUCUCUGUCUGUCAGAAGCGAGGGAGGGGUGCAGAGGGGGCAGACAGUUCCUCAGAGCAGGACGGAGGCUCCAACCCUCCGUUCACUGUUUCAGCUGAGGAAGAUGGAGGAGGAGGGGUGAAGACUGAGGAGGAAGAGGAGGAUGUGACCGAGGGCAUCAUCCCCGCUAAGAGACCUCGCGUCACCUCCUCGGCCCCCCCUCCCCAGCCAGAGUCUGGGUUCCACUGUGCUCCGUGUGGCUUCACCACCGAGGACCGCGCCGUCUUCCUGGAGCACAUCCCCCAGCACCGCUCCGAGGCCCUGGGGGGAGGAGUCAGCCUGCAGUGUCUGCAGUGUGGAGCCUGCUUUGCCUCCGCCCCCUCCCUCUCCCGCCACCGCUUCAUCAGCCACCGGGUCCGAGACACGCCCCCUGACAACCACAGCCGCCACGCCCAUAAUGACCGCUCCCUGACAUCGUCACCCGGCAACGGCGGUAACCACGGUGACGGGAGUCCCAGAGGGGGUUCCCUGCCGGGAUCUCCCUCUUCCUCGUCUCACCCCCCCACGCCGCUGGGGGAGGAUGGGGAGGGCAGGGUGGGGUGUAAGGUGUGUGGGAAACGCUUUGACAAGGUGUCGGAUCUGAACACACACUUCAGGACUCACGGCAUGGCCUUCAUCACCGCACGCAAGACAGACAAACCUGUCUGAGAGAAAAAAAUAGUGAGGGAGGGGA